AUGCCCCAGCAAUACCAGGCCAAUGCCUCGACACCAAUAAACAUUCCUAUAGGAUCAGGCGCCAAUCCCGGAGAUAAUCCAGCUAAUCCAUUUGUCCCGGACCUUGAUGACAUGGCAGAAAUGGAGAAAGGAAAAAUAGAUAUGGCAAAACAACUCGAUAAUCGGUGCAAAUGGCUCGAGGAAAAAUUCAAAGCAAUGGAAGCUACUGAUUACUGUGGCAGGAUCGACGCCAAGGACUUAAGCUUGGUCCUAGAUCUGGACAGUUUGACCGGAUCUGCGGCCAAGUGGUAUAACCAGCUCAGCCGUGCCCAAAUUGGUUCAUGGAAGGACUUGGCUCAAGCUUUCAUAAAACAAUACGGUCACGUGACGGACAUAGCACCUGACAGAAUCACCCUACAAAACAUGGAAAAGAAGCCGAGUGAAACCUUCAAACAGUAUGCACAACGGUGGAGAGAAAUAGCGAUGCAAGUUCAGCCACCCCUCUUAGAGAAGGAAACCACCAUGCUAUUUAUCAACACUCUAAAGACCCCAUUCAUUAACCACAUGUUAGGAAGUGCUACUAAAAGCUUCUCGGACAUAGUAAUGUCCGGGGAGAUGAUAGAAAACGCGGUGAGAUGUGGGAAAAUUGAAGCGGGAGAAAGUGCCAAAAGAUCGGCUCCUAGAAGGAAAGAAAGUGAAGUAAACAAUGCAAGCAUAUACAAUAAAAGUUAUUCCAAGCCAGUCAUAGUGAGCCAACCAAGGGCAGUGACUACUAGCCAUCAGGGCCUUACAAAGCAGGAUUCCAACCCAAGGCCUAACACAGAAAGAGUUCAAUUCACACCAAUUCCAAUGACGUAUAAGGAGCUUUACAAGAACCUGUUCGACGCACAUGUAGUGUCCCCAUUUUACCUAAAACCCAUGCAACCUCCAUUCCCUAAGUGGUAUGACGCAAACGCUCAAUGUGAAUACCAUGCAGGAAUUUCGGGACACACAAUUGAAAACUGCACGGCCUUCAAGAAAUUGGUCGAAAGGUUCAUAAAGAUGGGCAUUGUGAAGUUCGAUGAUCCCACAGGACCUAAUGUGGCAGGAAAUCCGUUACCCAGUCAUUCAGAUGAAGGGGUAAACGCGAUAGUCGAAAACGAAGGGAGGAGAACCAAGAUAGAUGUAUCAGAGGUAAAGACUCCAUUGAAGUGGGUUUGGAAGAAAAUGGUAGAAGAAGGUUUACUUACACAAGGUUUAGGGGAGAAGCCCGAAGGAGCAAAAUACUACUGCGAAUAUCACAAUAAAGAGGGUCAUGAGAUCCAGGAGUGCAAUGAAUUCAGGGCAAUGGUACAGAUAUUGAUGGAAAAUAAAGAGAUUGAAUUCUUUGAGUAUACUGAGGGCCUCGAGGGAGAAGACGUGUGCACGUCAGAGCAAGGGCCAACCAACAAUGUCCGAGGGGUUAAUCACCCGGUCGUAAUUAUAUCCCGACCAAGAGUCAAUGAAGUCGGAGUACUAAUUGCGCCAAAGGUCAUAAUUCAAAAGCCCGUUGCUUUCCCUUAUAAGGAUAGCAAAAGGGUUCCUUGGAAUUACGACUGCAAUGUAACGAUCCCGGGAGGAGAGAAUCCAGUUGUCGCUUUGGGGAAAGGUCAAGACGAAGGUUUCUAUACACGCAGCGGAAGGCGUUAUACUCCGAACACAAAGGCAGAAUCAGCUAAAGGAAAAUCCGUGGUCAUUGAACAAGAAAAGGAAAAGACGACCAGACCUGGAUCACCCGUCAAUGAGCCUGUAACUGAAAAAGAGGCUAAGGAAUUCUUAAAAUUCUUAAAACACAGCGAGUACAGUAUUGUGGAGCAAUUGCACAAACAGCCAGCUCGUAUAUCCGUACUAGCAUUGCUCUUGAGUUCAGAUACUCACCGAAGUGCAUUGAUGAAGGUUUUAAAUGAAACAUAUGUUGCGGAUGACAUCUCUGUCAACAAACUCGAUCGCCUAGUCAAUAACAUCAGCGCGGAUAAUUUUAUUUUCUUUAACGAUGAUGAAAUACCAUCGGGAGACAUGGGAUCUACAAAGGCCCUACACAUUACCACUCGCUGCAAAGGAUACACAUUGCCGGGGGUAUUGAUUGAUAAUGGAUCGGCAUUGAAUGUCAUGCCCUUGUCCGCGUUAAAUAGGUUGCCAGUGGAUAACUCUCACAUGAAGACAUGUCAAAACGUCGUGAGAGCAUUCGACGGUACGGAAAGAAAAGUGAUGGGAAGGAUCGAGAUACCUUUCUUGAUUGGCCCAAAUACAUACGAGGUAGACUUCUUGGUAAUGGACAUCAAGCCAUCAUACAAUUGUCUGUUGGGGAGACCGUGGAUUCACUCGGCGGAGGCAGUGCCGUCGUCCCUACACCAAAAGUUGAAGUUGGUAACUGAGGGUAGGUUGGUAACGAUAAACGCGAAGGAAGAUAUCAUUGCAUCUCUCACCAGUGAUACACCAUACGUAGGUACAGACGAUGAGGCGAUAGAGUGUUCUUUUCGAUCACUAGAAUUUGUCAAUGCUACAUUCAUCGUUGAAGGAAACAAGAUCCCAGCACCUAAAAUAUCCGAAACCACAAGGAUGGGCCUACGAUUAACUAUUGGCAAAGGAGCUUUGCCAGGGAAAGGACUUGGAAGAUGCCUCCAAGGAAGGAUCGAGGUACCAGUGUUGAAGGAAAAACGAGACCGCUUUGGCUUAGGAUUCAAGCCAGAUGCGAAGCAAAAGAAGAAAGAGCUGGAGAAAAGACAAGAGAUGAGGAGAGCGCGUUUGUGCGGUGAAGAGGUCAAGUGGGAGCCGAUGACCUUCCCUCAUUUAUCCAAAACAUUCAUCUCAGGUGGGACUAUUUACUCUAAAGGAAGAUCGACAAGGAAAGAGCCCGCCGAAGAAGUAUUGGAAAGUUUGAGCAUUAACGCCAUAUCUGAAGGAAAAUCAAGAAAAUUUAGUCGAAUUCGCCUUACAUCCACGGAAGCGUUUUGA
Gossypium arboreum is the source of this 2952-nucleotide messenger RNA. RefSeq lists its product as uncharacterized. The transcript has 2 exons. Bases 1 to 2952 code for a protein of 983 amino acids. Lineage: Eukaryota; Viridiplantae; Streptophyta; Magnoliopsida; Malvales; Malvaceae. The record is from RefSeq and is a predicted model, not a curated record. Gene Ontology annotation, molecular function: nucleic acid binding.